Messenger RNA from Malaclemys terrapin pileata, 6531 nucleotides. RefSeq names its product microsomal triglyceride transfer protein-like. Lineage: Eukaryota; Metazoa; Chordata; Testudines; Emydidae. Gene Ontology annotation, biological process: lipoprotein metabolic process; lipid transport. Gene Ontology annotation, molecular function: lipid binding. Gene Ontology annotation, cellular component: basolateral plasma membrane; endoplasmic reticulum; Golgi apparatus. The transcript is spliced from 18 exons. The record is from RefSeq and is a predicted model, not a curated record. The coding region runs from base 436 to 3105 and encodes 889 amino acids.
GUGGCUAGGAGCCGAGAGCGGGUAUGUUUCAGGGGACAGAGCCUCUCUUCUGAACCCCCAGGCAGAUUCAGCAGGGCAGACUCUAGACUGUUGCCUUUUCUCCACCCAGAAAUCAAUUUUGCAGGUUUUUUUGAUUUCCUUGUUGCAGGCUUUGGCAAAUCCAAAUGAUUUCCAAACCUUUUAUUUCUUUUGCUGCUGUGGCUGCUGCUGCUGGGGGUUGGAGCAAGAGAUUAAUGAUUUGCUUCUCCUUCAAUGUGUAAUUCAGGGAUAGGGAAAAGGUCAGGCCUGGUCAGCUGACAUUGUGAAUCCUGUCAAUUCUGGCCACUCUGGAGGGGGGUUGUUGUAUUUUCCUCCUGCCCUGCUUCCUGCCCUGUCUUUUCUUUAGCCUUCUCCUCGUUCCCUAGCACUCUGUUUUGCUCACACACAAUCCCCACCAUGAAUUCACAAGCGGCUUCAGGACACAUCUGGCUGAUUUUCUUUUUCUUUACCAGCUCAGCAAAAGGGAACUUAGAGACACCAUCUUUCCAGCCUGGAAUCCUCUAUCAAUACCGCUACUCACUGGAGGUGCAGCUAGAUUAUGUCUCAAGGUUGUCCUUGCAAGGAAGUCGGAUGCGGGCUGAAGCUUUGGUUCAGGUGCACCUGCUCUGGAGAAAUCCUGCAGGGGAGCAGCUUCUCCAGAUCCAGAUCCAAGACCUAAAAGUCUACCAUGAUUCAAAACACAAGAAGAUUCAGAAUGUUACUGGAGACCCAUCCACUGAGGUUGUGCUGGGCAAAGAGGACACCGAAGAGCUUCAGCUGCCAGUUUUCCUCCACUGGAAGAAUGGGAAGGUAGAAGGCAUCUACGGAGAUAAAGGAAGAAGGUCCCAGACCUUGAAUCUGAAACAGGGCCUCAUCAGUCUCCUCCAAUUCCAGCCACAUUCUGGGACAGCAACUGAGGAGGAUGUUUCUGGGAGCUGUCAAGUCACAUAUGUUGUUUCCGAGGAUUCCAUUGUAAAGACAAAAGAUCUGCAAAGCUGCACAAGGCCAAAGUUUGGAUUCACCUCCGUUAACAAAAUUUUUGGAGUUCUGUGGCAACCCACCAGCAGAAGCUUUUACUCUGUACAAGGAAGUCUCAUCCAGUCAGUGCUGUCGGAGGAAAGCCACGUAGUCUCUCCAACCUUGAAGUCCUCCAUUGGCACCAAGAUCAUGUCAAGACAGCAGCUUGAACUUGUGUCUUCUUCGAUGCCUGGCCCUGCAGAGACUCCUGGACAAAGCCUUCAGGAAGCUCUGGCUGGCAUACUGGAAAAGCACCAGCCUAUAAGCACAAUUAGCGAGCCCUUCAAGAGGACCUGCAUACAGUGCCCGUCACUCAAAACAUAUUUGAGGACUCUUGGUAACAGGAGAGUCAAAAUGGAUGUCUCCAAGGUGUCGACAACCUGGCAAUUCCACAGGUUCAUCCAGAUGCUGCGUGGUGCCAAGAAGAGGGAUGUCCUCCAGCUGCUGAGGAAAGCUCCGGAGAAGACAGUUACCUUCUUCAUUGAUGCUGCAGUUGCUGCCCAGUCAACAGCUUCCUUGGCAGCUCUUUCUGAAUUUCUGGAUUUUAGCAACAAAGGGCAAGUGCCCCUGCUAGAGCAGUUUCUCUAUGCUGCAGCCUUCUCUCCUCGGCCCUCAAAAGAACUUCUGCGCCUGGUGCUAGACAAGCUGAAUGGAAAGGAGUUAGACCCUGCCAUCUGGGAAACAGGGAUAAUUGUCAUUGGCUCGCUAGUUGGCAAGCUGUGCCGGAUGAAGCUGUGUGGAUUGCAGGAAGUAGGACUUGGAAUGGAAACUGUUCUGAGAAGAUUAAGAGACACCAAGGAGAAUUCUGAGAUAAUCAUUUACCUGUUGUCCCUGCAGAAUGCUCUGCUCCCAGAAACCAUUCCUACUCUCCUGCAUUAUGCAGAGGAAGGGUCUGCAGGGGUCUCAGGUACAGCAGUAUCUGCCCUACAAAGGUUCUCCUCUCAGCAUAUCACUGGUGAGGUGAAAAAGGCAAUGAGGAGGAUUUUCCAUCAGAAAAGCAGAAACUAUGAAAAAACCUCUCGACUAGCUGCUGCUGAAAUUCUGUUGGAUAAUGAGCCUUUGCCCAUGGACCUCACCAAUAUCCUGCUGGCCACCAGAGACCUGGAAGCAGAAAUGUCAAAAUUUUUACUUUCGAAAAUCCAGACUAGUUUACAUUCUCACCAUCACCCAGCCAGGAAAGCAAUGAAAGAAAUUCUGAGAGAUCCACAGAUCAAUAAUUACAACUACCUCUCCAAAGCUGGCAGUUCCUCUUCUUUCUCAGGACCCUUGGCAGUCACUGAUGACAUGCUGUCCACUUUCAGUCUGGAGCUGCUAUUCACUGAGAGUGGUCUCCUGAGGAAGAGUGUCUCAGGUUUCAUGCUGCGAAGCCAUGGCCACCAGCUUCAGGCAGCUCAGGUCUCUAUUGAAGCCCAGGGGUUGGAAUCUGUGAUGGGAGAGAGUAACCCUGAAGGAGAAGAGGAACAGGAGCUCAUGGCUGGGAUGUCUGCCAUUUUCUUUGACGUCCAGUUACGGCCAAUUGUUUUCUUCCAAGGAUAUACAGAUUUAAUGACCAAGGUUCUCUUAAGCAGCGGAGAGCCAACCAGUGUGGUCAAAGGGACUGUCCUGCUGAUGGAUCAUGAACAGGCAAUUCCACUUCAGUCUGGACUGCAAACAGUGGUUAAACUUCAGGGGGCACUUGGGUUAGAUAUUUCAGCCAACAUUGAUAUGAAUUUAUGGGAGCAAGAAUCAAGAACCAGCGUCAAAACAAGGGGUGGACUGGCCAUUGAUUUCACAGCAGAAAUCGAUGCCCCUUUCUUUCAAGCCAGUGUGAAAAGCCAGACAGAGGCGGAAGCCUCAAUCAAUUUUGAUACAGCGGUGAGAUUUUCUGGGAAUCCUGUGCUCAUGUGUCUGCAGCUAAGGGAGGAGCAGCUCCCCUACAGAGAAAUCUUUACAAUCUCUGAAUCUUCACUGAACCAAAACAUCACUGUUCGCAAGGGGAGAUGGGGCACUAUUGCUGGACGUGAGCUUUCCUUGCACAGAGCCAACUCCGAGAUGUGCAAGAUCCUGUUGACAGAGGCAAAGGAGCAGUAGAGGAAUCAAUGUGUGCUGGGUCUGGAUUUAUCAUUCCUCCUUUUUCCUUGGUCCCAAAUUCUCAGUGAGCUGCAUCCAUGAGCCAGACCCAGGACUGAUGUGGGCAGCCCAGAACCCUUUCUAGCUCCCACAAGAGUCUGCUUUUUACUGACUGUAAUAAAAACAAGUGUCCCUAUUGCAAGAGAACAUGUUGAAAUCAGGGUGCCAAAUGUGGUUGGGACAUGAAUCCCUAGAGUCCAUCAAGGCAAGUCCCUUGUAAAGGGCCAGCUCUGAGAUGUGCAAGAUCCAGUUGGCACAGUAAAAGGAACAGCAGAAUUAACAUGUUCUGGAUCUGGCCUUGAGAAUCCUUAAGACACCAAGAAAGGAGAGAGGUAGAAUUUUCAUAAUCAUGUACCCUUCCCUCUGAUGGUCAUUCUCCAUAUGGGAUGGUCCCUUAGGGCACGUCUUCACUACUCGCCAGAUCGGCGAGUAGCGAUCUAUCUAUCGGGGAUCGAUUUAUUGUGUCUAGUGUAGACGCGAUAAAAUUGAUCCCCGAUCACUCUGCCGUCGACUCCAGAACUCCAUCGCAGCGAGAGGCAGAAGCGGAGUCGGCGAGGGCGCGGCAGCGGUCGACUCGCCGCCAUCCUCACAGCCAGGUAAGUCGACCUAAAAUACACAACUUCAGCUACGCUAUUCGCGUAGCUGAAGUUGCGUAUCUUAGGUCGACCCCCCGUUGUGUAGACCUAGCCUUAGAAGCAAAACUGGGCCACCAUAAACCUCACAGCUAAGACCCCUUGCUUUGAGAGUCAAAAGGUGAAUUUCAGGCAGUCUUAAGAAAGUGUUCUGAGAAAGGAUACCCAGAAUGGCAUGUUAGUCACACAUUUCUCCCCACUCAUCUGAGUAACCACCGGGGGUAAAAGUGAGCCGGUACUGGCCAGUACUCCAUACCAGUAAGAACCCGCACCAGUCCAUACCCAGCCUACAUUAAAACGCUGGCAGAGCUUUAAUGUCCCUGCCCCUUUUGCCUCCCCUGUCAGGGGCCCUGCCAGUAGGGUCCCUACCGGCAGGGCCACCAACGGGGGGACGACAGCAACGUUAAAGCACUGCUGAGGCAAAGGACCCUGCAGCGCUUUAACGUCCCUGCCCCUUUUGCCCCCUCCCCUGGCUGCUGACGGGUGGGAAAGACAAUUUCAGAAUUGGAACCUCCAUCAAACCAGAACAGAUUAAGCGGUCAUACGCCUUCACUACUAGUCCAAACCAAUGAACAGAAUGGUCUGGUUGCCAGAUGUCGAGAUGCUACUUGAGCACAUUCCCAGAGUUUCACCUCCUUCCUGGCUUCCUUUAACUUCCCAUGUGCUCUCCUAGGAUUUACAGAGGUCUUUGCGGCCCAGAUGAGGAGCUGUAUUACCUGGGGUCAAAUAGGAAAUUACAUACACAGCAGCACAUUCUUGGAUUUAAAAAAUACAAUAAUUGUAUACACUGGGGCUCAUAAAUUGGAAGAAUUUAACUGUGGUUACCCAGAAAAAUGUGUCAGUUUUGCCCUAAGGAAAUUGAGACAAUUCCUCAGUAUCUGCUGUAUUCCCUGUUAUGAAGCAAUCCUUGGCAAUGCGUUGUUAAGAUUGCAGCUAAAUUGCUGUUUAAACAUGUAUUUUGCAUUCUCUAUUAAUACUUACUUUAUGGCAUACCUUGACAACUGCAAAACCCGAGGUCAAGCUAUUUACUGCUCAGCAUCAAUUGGCAAGUUUUAAGAAUGGCCACUGCCUAUUGGAGUAUGGCAGGAGGCACUGAUUGUCACCAAUAGUGCUCUAAGUGGCUGAUUGGACCUUAAUGGUGAUGUUCAGACACAGCUAUGCACCACAAUGCACAGCCAAAACUUCAAAAAGAGAAGAACCCCUCUAGCCCUUUUGUUACUGAUGCUUUUAGAGCCAGGGCAGUCAGACUAAAGAGCAUUCAGAGCCUGCCGAGUCCCACUGGCCCCAGCAGCAUCUUCACUUUCCCUGCUACUUUGUCUUGCCCUUGUUCUAAGACAGCCACCCCCAUAGCAAAGUUAAGGCCUUGACUAGCCACACACCCAUGUAACAGUUUCAAGAUGACCACCUCUGGUCACAGAGGUAUGUAUAACACUGGUAAACCACUAAAAAGCAACAGAGGGUCCUGUGGCACCUUUAAGACUAACAGAAGUAUUGCAGCAUAAGCUUUCGUGGGUGAAUGCCCACUUCAUCAGACGCAAGUAAUGGAAAUUUCCAGAGGCAGGUAUAAAUCAGUAUGGAGAUAACGAGGUUAGUUCAAUCAGGGAGGAUGAGGUGCUCUGCUAGCAGUUGAGGUGUGAACACCAAGGGAGGAGAAACUGCUUCUGUAGUUGGAUAGCCAUUCACAGUCUUUGUUUAAUCCUGAUCUGAUGGUGUCAAAUUUGCAAAUGAACUGGAGCUCAGCAGUUUCUCUUUGGAGCCUGGUCCUGAAGUUUUUUUGCUGUAAGAUGGCUACCUUUACAUCAGAUCAGGAUUAAACAAAGACUGUUAUCAGCAUCUCCAGCCCUCCAGAUUGGGGACCCAACAGUCACAGAAUCAAAGGGAGAUGCUUUCUUUGUUCCCUAAGGGUAUGUCUUCACUACCAGCCAGAUCGGCGGGCAGCAGUGGGGAUCUAGACGUGAAAAAAUCGAUUCCCCGAGCACUCUCCCGUCGACUCCUGUACUCCAGCUCGGCAAGAGGCGCGGGCAGAGUUGAUGGGGGAGCGGCAGCAGUCAAUUCACUGUAGUGAAGACACAACGGUAAAUAGAUCUAAGUAUGUCAACUUCAGCUACAUUAUUCAUAUAGCUGAAGUGUGUAACUUAGAUCGAUCCCUCCCCCCAGUGUAGAUCAGGCCUAAGUAAUGGAUAACAAAAAUGACUUUUUGCUCCACUUACAUUACCCAAAGGCCAUUGUCUCUGCCUCAAGAGCCAGAAAGGAUUCCUGGGGUGCAGAGUCUUCCUCCGCAGUGUGCUCAUUAAGGGUAUGUCUACAGUUAAAAUGCUACAAUGUAGCCACUACCUACACCAACGGGAGAGGGUCGCCCAUCUGCCUAGAUAAUCCACCUCCCCAAGAGGCACUAGCUAGGUUGACGGAAGAAUUCUUAUGUGAACAUAGCAACAGAGGGUCCUGUGGCACCUUUAAGAGUAACAGAAAUAUUGGGAGCAUAAGCUUUCGUGGGUAAGAACCUCACUUCUUCACUUGCAUCUGACCCUUUAAGGAACACAAGUGACACAUGUUGACAAUUUUUGGAAAAGGCCACCUGGCGGUGAUAGAUUGGGCCAGGUGGCCUUUUCCUAAAAUUGUCAACAUGUGUCACUUGUGUUCCUUAAAGGGUCAGCUCAUCAAGUGACAAUAUGUUAUAAACCCAAUUCCUAGUCAUGGGUCUUCCAGUGUCAUAUAACUUCUGUUCUUUUCACAAUAAAAGAAAUUGAUAAAAGUA